This is a messenger RNA of Schistocerca cancellata (South American locust), 9715 nucleotides long. RefSeq names its product low-density lipoprotein receptor-related protein 6 (gene arr). Gene Ontology annotation, molecular function: protein binding. The coding region runs from base 220 to 5208 and encodes 1662 amino acids. Lineage: Eukaryota; Metazoa; Arthropoda; Insecta; Orthoptera; Acrididae. The record is from RefSeq and is a predicted model, not a curated record. The transcript is spliced from 22 exons.
GCUAUGUUGUGGUAUGACUGACAACAAACCGAGUGGUGCAGGUGUUUGUAUACACUGUGAACAAACGCCGGUUUGGAAUACAUCGACUAUAAUUUUAGAACUGUUCGGGCGAUCUUAAGAACACAGCUCUUUUCGUGGACUGGUGUUCCCAUCGUCUUGAGUCUAUUUAUUUCCAAGGCUUGGUAGUUAUGUGGAGCGAACGUUCAUUUCACCAGUAGAAUGUUAGUGGCUUCGUGGAUCGUGUUCAGCAGUUGUUUCUUAACAUGUGUGACCGCGUAUCCGUACCUGAUUUUCGCCACUUCCAAAGAGAUUCGGAUUGCCAAUGUCUCCAAACCGACGAAGAUUUCUACAAUCGUCAGGGGGCUUGUUGCUGCAGGAGCAGUGGACUUCCUAUACGAUGAAGGACUGUUGUGUUGGACAGACAAUGGACUGGAGAUGAUACAAUGCGUUUCCUAUGACGGGAAGGUUCCUGGAGCCAAGAUCGAUGUUCUUACAACUGGAUUAAGUUCUCCAGAUGGCCUAGCAUGUGAUUGGUUCACCAAAAAAAUCUAUUGGACUGAUGCAGAAACAAACAGAAUUGAAGUUGUAUCUAUUAGUGGUGAACACAGGAAGGUACUGUUCUGGGAAGAUAUAGACCAGCCCCGAGCAAUAGCACUUGAUCCAAUGAGAGGCCUUAUGUUUUGGACUGACUGGGGUGAGAUUCCAAAAAUUGAACGCGCUGGAAUGAAUGGUGACAACUUGACGCGCAAGGUCCUUGUGAUAGAGGACAUAAUGUGGCCUAAUGGCCUCACUUUAGAUUUCAACAAUUCCAAAGUCUAUUGGCUGGAUGCUAAGCUGCUAUUUCUUGCUUCAGUUGAUUAUGAAGGGAACAACAGACACAAGUUUGCUAGUCAAGAUUUAAAAUGUCCAUUUGCUGUUUCUUUUUUCCAUAACAAGCUGUACUUCACUGACUGGGAAACAUGGGGCAUACAUUCUUACAAUCUGGAAGAAGGUGGGAAGCCAAAGGAAAUAGCUCACAACAAGGACAUAAUGCCCCUCGAUAUUCGUGUGUGGGAUAAGAGCCGUCAGCCUAAAGGUUAUUCACCAUGUCAAACAAAUAAUGGUGGUUGCUCUCAUUUAUGUCUUCUGUCACCCAGACCUCCAGGCUUCACUUGUGCUUGCCCCACUGGAGUAAAGCUGCUGGAUAACCGUACCUGUGCCAACGGGCCUCAAGAGCUGUUAAUUCUCGUACAAAGAACAGAUAUUUCUAAAAUAUCACUUGAUUCUCCUGAUUAUACAAAUUUUAUUCUACCUCUUAAAAAUGUGAGGCAUGCUAUUGCAAUAGAUUUUGAUCCAGUUGAAAAUUUUAUCUAUUGGACAGAUGAUGAUGCCAAGGCAAUAAGACGAGCUCAUCUGAAUGGAACAGGUCAGGAAGAUCUAAUCGUGACAGAGGUGGGCCAUCCUGAUGGAAUUGCCGUUGACUGGGUGGCACGUAAUAUGUACUGGACAGAUACAGGGAUGGACCGUAUUGAAGUGGCACGUCUGAAUGGUGAAUUAAGAAUUGUUUUAAUAACAGAAGAUCUAGGUGAACCGAGAGCGAUUGCUGUGGCACCAGAGAAGGGGUGGAUGUUUUGGUCUGACUGGGACAGUGAAGCACCCAAAAUCGAACGAGCAUCUUUAGAUGGCUCAGAUCGAACCAUGCUCAUUUCUAAGGAUCUAGGCUGGCCAAAUGGAAUAACUCUUGAUCUUGCAUACGAUAAGAUAUAUUGGUGUGAUGCUAAGAAAGAUAGACUUGAGGUGGCAAAUAUGGAUGGAAGUGAUAGGCGAGAGAUUAUUAGUGACAACUUGCCACAUCCAUUUGGCUUGAGUCUUCUUGGAGAUUAUCUUUAUUGGACCGAUUGGCAGCGAAGGUCAAUUGAGCGGGUGAACAAAAUAACCGGAAAUGAACGCAAACUGAUUGCAGAUCAGUUACCAAAUGUUAUGGGCCUAAAAGUUAUACGCCUUGGUGAAGUGAAGGGAACAAACCCAUGUGCAAAAAAUAAUGGUGGUUGUGAUCAGCUGUGCCUUAACAGACCAGGAAAUGACUAUAUUUGUGCAUGUAAAAUGGGUUAUGAACUGGCUACAGACAACAGGACAUGCGUUAUUCCAGAAGCCUUCUUAUUGUUUGUUCGUAAAGAAAAUAUAGGAAGAAUAAGCAUUGAGAACAACAAUAAUGUGGUAAACAUACCAGUUACUGGCAUUAAGGAUGCAAGUGCCUUGGAUUUUGACAUAAAUGAUAACCGUAUCUAUUGGACAGAUGUCAAAGCAAAAACAAUCACCAGGUCAUUCAUGAAUGGAUCAAAUGUAGAAAAAAUUGUGGAGUUUGGAUUGGACUCUCCCGAAGGCAUGGCUGUUGACUGGGUUGCACACAAUCUCUAUUGGAGUGAUACAGGCAGCAAGAGGAUAGAAGUCGCAAGGCUUGAUGGCCGGUCCCGUAAAGUAUUGUUAUGGGAAGGCUUGGGUGAACCUCGGAGCCUUGCACUGAAUCCACGUGAUGGGUAUAUGUAUUGGUGUGACUGGGUUACUUUUGGUGUAAUUGAAAGAGCAGCAUUAGAUGGGUCAAAACGUACUGUUCUGAUAUCAGAAGUUGGUGACGUGAAAGGUCUUACUAUUGAUUAUGUUCAACGCCGUAUUUACUGGACUCAGCUUAAUCCAUCAUCUAUUGAAAGCACAGACUUAGAAGGUCAGAACAGAAUCCAAGUUGUUGGAAAAGAUAUUGAACACCCCAAAGGAAUAACACAGUAUCAGGACUAUAUCUAUUGGACAGACCUGAAAACAUUACACAUUGAGCGAGCCAAUAAGACAAAUGGCCAGAAUCGGUCUGUAGUACAAGAACGUCUGGGAGAUGUCACUGAUAUGUCCAUAUUCCAUACAUCAAGACAGUGGGGUUGGAAUCAGUGUGAGAUAAACAAUGGUGGAUGCUCUCAUUUAUGUCUUGCUGUUCCAGCUUUUACACCUAGCAUGGGCCAAGCAACAACUCUACAUUGUGCUUGCCCCACACAUUAUGUCCUUAAUGCAGACAACAAGACAUGCUCUGCACCACAAUCAUUCCUGCUGUAUAGUCAGAAGAAUACUUUGAGUCGUCUGAUACCAAAUACAACUGACUGCCCAUCUUUGGUUUUACCCAUUCAGAACCUGAAAAGUGUACGGGCUGUUGAAUUUGAUCCAAAAACACAGUUCUUAUAUUGGGUUGAUGGACGAACACAGUCAGUGAAACGAGCUUUUGACAACGGUACACAUGCAUCCGUGUUUGUGAGUGCGAGCAGCGAACGUCACCCUUAUGACUUAGCAGUGGACCCCUAUCGCAGAUUGCUCUACUGGUCAUGUGCUAUGGCUGAUGUUAUAAAUGUUACACGGCUUGAUAAUGCUUCGAAAGUGGGCUUUGUCAUCAAAGGAAAGGGUGAAAAGCCACGAAGUAUUGCACUGCAUCCAGAGAAAGGUUUCCUGUUUUGGACUGAUGUUGGGGCUGAGCCAAGUGUUAGACGAUCCCGUGUUGAUGGUGAAAAGAAAACUAUAAUUGCAUCAGAUGUGAAGAAUCCAAUGGCAUUGGCUGUUGAUAGGUUGGAUGACCUGGUGUUUUGGGCUUCUUCUAAGGGAAUAGAGAGAGCUACGUUGGAUGGGAGAGAAAGAAGGAUGGUAUUGGCAGAAGUAGUAGUUAAAGAGCAUCUUGCUGUUUGGGGAGACUACUUAUACUGGGUUGAUGGUGAUCAACAACAAGUAGAACGAGCAGAUAAACUCACAGGCAAACAUCAGGAAGCUGUUGUUAGAGCAUCUCAUCUCACUGAACUUGUUGCUGUGCUUCCAUUUGAUGAAAAGUUAUAUGUGGAAAGAACAUGUGAGGGAUGCUCACAUAUAUGCCUACAGUUGCAAGGGGCAGUUGGUAGUGAUGGUCCUGCCUGUGGUUGCCCAGCUGGUUUAGGGCUGCAGGAUGAUGAACGAACAUGCAUUCCACCACCUGCAUGUGGGCAAGAUCAUUUUACAUGUGCCACAGGGAGCAUUUCAUUAAAGGACUGUCUGCCUGCAUCUUGGCGCUGUGAUGGUCACAAGGAUUGUGCUGACGGCAGUGAUGAAGAGGAUUGUCCUGCUUGUCCACCAGAUCAAUUUAAAUGCCAGAGUGGACGAUGCAUUGAGAAGGCGUGGGUAUGUGAUGGUACCCCACAGUGUCCAGAUGGUUUUGACGAAUCACAUUGUUGCAAGUCGAGAGAUGAAUUUCUGUGUAUUGAUACGGGAAUAUGCAUCUCAAACACAAUGAAAUGUGAUGGUAUAAAAAACUGUAAUGAUGGCAGUGAUGAAGCCCAUGCUCUUUGUAUAUUGGGAUCUUCAAAAGGGGACCCAGCAUUGGCAGAAAAAUCACACAAAAGUGCAUUAGCUGUUGGUGUCAUCAUUGCUGUAGCUGCACUGAUAACAAUUGGUCUUUUCUUGUAUUACUGCCGAAAACGCUUAAUGGGUUCCAACAAUAUAGCUCUAGAUGAUGAACUAGAUGACUCUGCAGGUGAUCCGUUAUCACCUAAGCCUUUAAGAGGUGUUCCCAAACCUAUUUGUACUGUGACCACACUGCAGAAGAAUGGACAUCGUUUAGUUAAAGGACCCACAAAACCAGGGAUUGAUGGUGUGCACAUGUCAAUGCUGAAUGGCAGUACAACUACUACAAAUAGCUAUGAUAGGAAUCACAUUACUGGAGCUUCCAGCUCCACAACUGAAGGUGGUGGACCUGUAGUUGCUCCAAUGUUAAUGUCAUCUUCAUCUCUGCUUUGUUAUCCUCGUGAAACACUGAAUCCACCUCCUAGUCCUGCAACCACAGCUGAUUCUACAAGAAGACUUCACCAUAGUUACAAUGAGGAUUAUUGUUGUUCUUCUUCUGGUGCUUCUAGAUAUAGACCCUAUAGGCAUUACCGGGCUAUUAACCAGCCACCUCCUCCAACACCGUGUAGCACAGAUGUAUGUGAUGAAUCAGAUUCAAAUUAUCCACUGCGUGGUGGCAGGUAUUAUGCUCCUCCUGCCUCUGAGUAUGACUCAGAUCCAUUUCCUCCACCUCCCACACCAAGAUCUCACUAUCAUAGUGAAGGCGGAAUACCAACUUCGUGUCCCCCAUCACCAUCGUCUACUGCAGGGAGAUCGUCCACGUACUUCAAUCCCCUUCCACCUCCACCUUCACCAGUGCCAUCUCCUGGUAGCCGCUGUGAUUGCUGAUAGUGAAUCAGUGUGUGGAUUGGAGGCAUCAUUGUUUUCAGACUCGUAACAUUGAACAUCUGAACAGUACAGCAGCUGCAACAUGAUGUGAUCAGUUUGAGUAAGAGGAUUAUUUCUGGUGCUAAGAAUGAAAACAGAAGUGUUUCAAAAGAAUGUAAGUGAAAAAAAAAACAAUUCUGUAAUCUAAUUUUUGUUUUAUGAUAUAAUAUUGAUCAGAAAGACAGUUAGUGAGAGUUUUCUGUUGAAUAGAAAUUAAGCAUAUAUAAUGAAUGAGUUUUUAUUAAAAUCAUGAUAGCAUAUGUACUGAAACAAUUUUUUAUGUUUAGCUAUUGUUGGAGGAAGAAGUUCCGCAGAAUGUUUGCUAUAUCCUAUGCAGCCAUAUCCUUUGUACAUUAACGUUAAUGCCAUAUACGUAUAAACAUAUAUAUGAAAAUUAUUUUUGUUACAUGUGGAGUAUUAAUCUUUAAUAACUGUUAAAAUAAAAUUUUAUAUGACAUUAAUGUUGUGUCACUUGCAUGCAAUGUUUCAGCAUGUUGUGAUGACUGCAUUGUAUUAGACUGAUAAUAUUAGUUAACACAGCAGACUUUUUUUUAUUGAGACUUUGUUUUUUCUUGUAUAUUAUAAAUAUGAAAUAUUAACUGCGCCUUCUGGUAGUUGCUGACAUUGUAAAUAGGGAAAAUAUUUUUUGUAUUAGAUCUGAAAUGUGAAAAUAUAAUUAACUUAUACGUUACAACUAUUGACCUGCCUCACCCUGGCUUCACACAGGUAUCUAAAAGUGGACGACUUGUCUGGAAAAACAGAAAUAAAUUAUAUACACAAACCUUCCUCAUAAAUAAGUCUACCUAUUAGAGAAAACCAUAUCAAAAUAUCUACCAUAGUUCCUGGGAUAAACUUUCACCUACAGGCAGAAAAAUGUGGCAAGCGAUGUUAAUUUGUAGUACGUGUAGACAUUAAUCUUCUGGUACAUUAUUAAUUGAUGAGAGCUUUAUAUUCAAAUUUUACACAUUAAUUUAAUGUCAGCAAAUACAAGAUCUUCCCUAAAUUUGAAAAUGAUCCUUCACUUUGAAAAGUAUACUAAAACUGAUUUCAUUUAAAAACUAGUACGUUUUUAAUAAUCAAUAAAUCAUCUGUAAUGUUAUGUGCCAUUUCAAACUCUAAAUAUGUUUUGUUUCUCUAAGGAGCAUAAUUUGACAUUUCUAGUGUAUGUGCUUCUGUGAAGCUAGACAGUCACUGAAAAUACGUGUAAUAACAUAGCCUAGCGAUUUGAAACAAUUGAUGUGAAUUUUAUGUCAAAAUAAUUUAUGAUGUUCAUGGCUUACAAACUACAUGUAUCAAAAAUUGUAUUUCUAUCGAGUUUCAGUUAGUUCAUACUUCGUCUUGUUGGAAAUUUAGCUUUUCUGUAUAUUUAUAUAUAAUUAUGUUGAUAAUAAGUAUUUUUAUAAAAUGAUGUACAUUUGUUUAUUUAGAGUGUUUUUUAAAAUGUGUGAUUUAUGUACAUGUGUAUAUUAUAUGAGGCUAAUUUUCCAAGAAAUGGGCUGUAUUGGCUUAUUUGUUGUCAAAUUUCCCAUUUUAUAAACAGAAUGGUGUGUUGCUCAACAUUUUUGUACUUAACAGUUUCUAUAUAAUGAUUGUUCGUUUCAGUUGUGUAAUUGUCCUUCAGUGAGAGAAUUUUUAUAAUACAUUAGGCUUAUGCUUGUAACUUGCUUUGCUACCGUUUACUUUGAUGAGCAGCAUGAUAGUCUAAUAUGUUUCAUUAAUGGAAAAAAAUUUCUUACCUGUUAUGCUCAACACACUAUCGGUAGUGAAGCAUAUUUGUGCAGUGUCAUAAUAUUGCCUUAUGUUAUUUGUGUAAACAAAAACAUUCAAUCGCACAAACUGUUUGAUUUGGGGGCAGCUAGAGAAAUACUUCAGAGGUGUUUACUUCCUUAACUGUGUUAAUAUGAUAGUCUUAUUCAGAACAGCUUGUAACAUUUAUGUUGAUUUGAAUGUAAUCUAACGUGUAAAUUUAAUUUUAACUUUGUGAGCUGCUUUGAUCAAAUCUUUGAGAAAUGGGUUGAUAUGUGGCACAUUCAUAUCAGUCCUGUCCUUUCAAAAUAUUGGUCAAAGCAUUAUGAAUUUCUUUUAUUAAAUGGAAAAAAUUAUGGGCAUUCAAUUAAUAACCAGUUUCUGUUUCUCCAGAGCUUUUGUGCGUUUUUGUACCCUUGCACACAGAAUUCACUUCUGAUUUAAUUUGAGAAUAAUUUAUGAAACAGUUUAAUUUGUAUAAUGUUAACCUGAUCAGAAAUGGACUUAGACUAAGCAAACUUUGCACUUACACAUACAGGAACAAGUGAGCUUCUUUAUUCCCACAUCGGCAUUUAUGUUAAAAAGUACACUCAUUAACUUUCUCCUCAUUUAUUUAUUAAAGUUUCUUUUCACUACUUUCCAUUUUCAUUACUUUGCAUGUCAUGUCUCUAUAUUCAGUAUUUCACCUUUAUUAUAAUGGCGUGUUGUAAAUGUGUAUAUAUGUUUUUAAUAUUGCCUUUUACACUUAUGACUUGAACAUGCAAGAACUACCAACUCAGUUUUUGCAUCUUCUCUGUAGUUGUCAGUUGAUACAGUCUAUUUUAUUUUGCAACACAUCAUUUAAAACUGAUACCAAUUUAGAUUCAGUGGUAUGAGGCUUAUCUCUUAAAUUACAGUAACAAACAUUUUAUUAAAAAUAAUUAUUUCCAGUAUUCAUUUAGUCAAAUUGUCGCAGAUAUCAGACUUCCAAUUGAAUUGCAGACAUAUUCAAUUGUUCGUGUAAUUUGGUUAAUUUUUGAAAUGCAAAUUAUAGGAUGGCAUUCCUAUUAUUUGAAGGUAUUGUAAACAAAGUAAUGGCUAUAAUUAUUUAGACAGGAGACACACAUACAAUAUUUGGUAAAUGUUAAACAUUAUUCUAAAAGGGUGCCUUAAAUAAGUGUUAAAAUAAACUGUAAACUAGGAACAAUUUUUUGAAAUGGCAUUUGCCAUUUAUAAUUUUAAUAACAUGUUGUGCAACAAUAACAUAUCCUAUUUUUGUAAUCAUAUUGCAUGGUGCAAAGACAUUGUAGUAAUUUGUUUUGGAGGCUGAAGAAAUCUGUUGGAAGGCAUAUAAGCUGUGUCAUAAACUAAAUGUGUUUAUCUUUGUUAGCAGUGUACUUAAUUAUUCCAUUUUGCUUCAUCCUGUUGGAUUUUUAGGAAGUGUGACAUUCUGAAAUGUUCACCAAGGACACAUCUGUCACACUCUUCAUAGACAAAUUCAGUGACUGACAGAAUAUUUACUUGUCCCGUAUUCAGUAGCUGUAUUUCAGAGACUGAUAUAAAAGGUACCCUCUUUACAUCCACCGUCAGAUCCCGUUUACAAAUUCAAGUGUUGUAACCUUGGCUAUGAGAGAAAAAUAUUGAGUUAGAAUAUUAAGAUCUAACAGACUUUCCUUACUUUUAUUUCUUGUGAUUUCCUGUUUAAAGUGACUGAUUGUUCUUAAGACAAUAGAUAUGUAUAGGUCCAUUAUUUGAUAGCCACAGUUUACACAAUGACAAUACGUGCUAUGACAAUAUUAUGAAAAGGACAGAUUGCUACUCACAACAAAGCAGAGGUGUUGAGUCACAGAUACGAACAACAAAAAGACUGUCAAACAAAUUGGGUUUUGGCCAAAAAGGGCUUCUUCUGAAUAAGACAACAUGCACAUACAACUAACUCUCUCUCUCUCUCUCUCUCUCUCUCUCUCUCUCUGUGUGUGUGUGUGUGUGUGUGUGUGUGUGUGUGUGUGUGUGUGUGUGUGUGUGUGGUCUAAUUCCGAAGAAAGCAUUUUUGGCCCAAAGGUAACUUGUUUGACAGUCUUUGUGUUGUGCCUAUCUACAACUCAACAUCUCUGCUGAAUGGUGAGUUGCAAUCUAUCCUUCUCAUGAUAUUGCCAUUAUUCAUCCUGGAUUUUCCACAGUAUGUGCUAUGCUGUAUUUUGUCAGUACAUCUAAUACUUACAUAAAAUAUAUUAUAUUUAAGUAUCGAAUUUUGCCUGGUCAUUUCAUCUCAAAAGCACCUAAUUGCUGCACAUUUUAUUUUUUAAGUUAAAGAUGAGUACUUACUUGGUAAUAUGAAGGUACCUAUUGUCAUUAUGUAAAUCUGUGUAUGAUGGUAACUGUGUACACCCCUGUAUAUGUGCUUGGAAAAGUGCCUCUUUUUUCAGUGUGUGAUUUAUUAAAGUGCAAAACAUUACUCAGGACUUAUGUGUGUGUGUAUAUAUACAGAAUCAUGUGCAUUGAGCUUGUACAUUAGUUGCAUAGUCAAAUGUUCCUGAAAAUAGCAUUUAAAUGUUGAUAUUUUUGUUUUUAAAUUACUGUGCCAUAAAAGUGAAGCUUAAGACAUGGUUCUAUUCAUUGUUGUUGUAAUUCUUGUACAAAGGUCAAAGAUAUAAGAAAAUGUAAAUAAGUGUACAUUGUGUUUGUAGAAUAUAUUCUUGCUGCCGCAAUUGCUAACUGCAAUAAAUUCUCAAAAGAAUUUGUA